AUGGAAGAAGAUCCAAGAGAUACGAGCAAUGCAUCUGCUUCAGUGUUGGCAGACACAACAUCAGCCAGUGCAGCAAUGAAUGGAAAUGAUACAUCAUCAAUCGCAAUUCCAUCACAUAUAACCGAAGAACAAGAAUUACGUAAACCAGGUGAUUCAAAUUAUUCUACAAAACAACAAGAUAAAGCAGCUUCCGGACCUGAUGGAAUAGAUCAAUAUGAGCUAGCAAAAGCUCAAGUCAACAAAGUAGUAAAGAGCGCAAACCCUGACAACUUCACACUACGAAAAGAAGUCUCACUUGCGAUGAUAAAAGCAAGUACAGUUUUCAUCAGCUACCUUUCCGCAUCAGCAUACGAUAAAACAAACGAAGCGGGUAACAAGACAAUCGGCGCACAAGCUGUUUUGAGUGCAUUCAAAGAGAUGGGUUUCCCGGAGCAUUAUUAUAAACAACUCAAGAAAGAAUACAAUGAAAAAGUCAAUCCUGAAACAAAGAACAAAGCCACAGAGCCAAACACAGAUGAUGCAGAACAACAAGAGGGAGAAAGUGCAAUGGACGUCGAUCAAACAGAACAAGAAGGAGAAGAACGUGGAGCAGGCGAAGAAAGUAUCGCAGUGGGAGAUGAAACGCUGGCUGCUGUUGAUGCUGCUGGCGAAGGAGAAAACGAUGAAGAAGUUGAAGAAUAG
Molecule: messenger RNA, 681 nt
Organism: Meira miltonrushii
Lineage: Eukaryota; Fungi; Basidiomycota; Exobasidiomycetes; Exobasidiales; Brachybasidiaceae
Exons: 2
Coding region: 1-681 (226 amino acids)
Biological process (GO): heterochromatin formation; DNA damage response; leading strand elongation
Cellular component (GO): epsilon DNA polymerase complex; CHRAC
Molecular function (GO): chromatin DNA binding; protein heterodimerization activity
Source: RefSeq, a predicted model, not a curated record